This is a messenger RNA of Purpureocillium takamizusanense, 3192 nucleotides long. RefSeq lists its product as uncharacterized. Gene Ontology annotation, molecular function: small GTPase binding; guanyl-nucleotide exchange factor activity; ubiquitin binding. Lineage: Eukaryota; Fungi; Ascomycota; Sordariomycetes; Hypocreales; Ophiocordycipitaceae. The transcript has 5 exons. Gene Ontology annotation, biological process: vesicle-mediated transport. Gene Ontology annotation, cellular component: endocytic vesicle; cytosol. Bases 318 to 2792 code for a protein of 824 amino acids. The record is from RefSeq and is a predicted model, not a curated record.
GGUAACCACGACCACCUCCACCACCUGUCAACCGGCUGCCAACCAGCGUCGUCGACUCUCGACAAAGCACGUCUCCCUAACACCCCAUCAUCCUCCCACCGUCUUCCUGCCGACCGUCACCCGCCGCCCCUCUUAGCUCCUCCUCACGUCCGCACCUUCGGGCCUCACGCAGACCGAGGACCUCGCCAAUCUUUCGACCGCGUGUUGUCCCCUCCAUCGUCAACCUGACACCCCAGACCAUCGUCAGCCUCACCGACAGCUUCCACAAACCUACCCCGCCUGUGCGGGUGCGACCCUGCCCGCGGGCCGCCGUGUGCAUGGCUCCGCCGGAGCAGCCCACGGGCGACGAGGUUUCCACAAGCCCGCCCGCCGGCCAUGCUGUGGAUGCUCCCGAGACGACAUCAGGCCGAGACCACAAGCCCGGGUCCGAUGACCGCGCUGGCGCUCCAGAGGUGCCCCCCCAGGCCACAGCCUCUUCCCACGACGCCAUUCGCCCCGUCUCCUCCACGCACGACGAUGCCGACGUAGCUUCCGCGAGCGAGCCCGAGCCACGGCUGGCUGCUGCUGCUGCUGGCUCCCAGUCGCCGUCCACCAUCAUGCCCGCCGGCACCCGCUCGACGGACGAGGCGCCCCAAGACACCAUGCUUCGUCCCUCUACACCCGUCAAGGGCAAGCAGCCCGCCACGAGCUCAGACCAGCCCUUCGAUGCCAUGGGCUCCUCGGUAGCCACCCUCAAGGCCUCCACGCCUACUCCCCUCAACGAUGCAAACUCGCAGUUCCUCACCGCCGAGCCCUCGAGUUACAUCGAUCCGACGCCCGCCACACCGCGAACAUCACAGCCUCCAUCGCGGACUCCCUCGCAUGCCAGGUCCGUUCAGUCCGACGAUGACCAAUCCCCCUUCAGGUCCGACGAGGACAAGCGGUACACGAGCGAGGACGAGCAAGAUGGCGGCUCGCGCUCCGAGAUCCAGAGCAUCAUGGAGCAGUUUAGCGAAGCCGGCGGCGGCCCCGGCGAGGACGAGGUCAUGAGCCCUAGGUUGGAGAUCACCUCCCCCAUCCUCGGCGGCACCAUGCAGCACCCUCCCCGCAAAUCCAGCCUCGAGCCGCUCGCCCCUUCCCUCUCCAGCCAGUUGCACGACUUCAACGCCUUGCGCUUGAGCACCUCGUCCCCCGCCGCCGUGGGUGCCGACGAACGUUCUCCGGACGAAGAGGGGCCCCCUGUCCCCCCCAAAGACGGAGCGUUUGGCACUCCUCCGCGACCCAAGGGCGAGCGCAAGGCCUCUCUCGUCGCAUCCCCUGCCUCGCCCCCGCUCCAGAUGCACCGCCCUCCUCCACCGGAGCCCGAGCCCGAGCCGUCUCUCCCGUUCGAUUUCCACCGGUUCCUGGAGCAGCUGCGAAAUAAGAAGGCCGACCCCGUGGCAAGAUAUCUUAAGUCGUUCUUGUCCGAGUUUGGGAAAAAGCAGUGGAUGGUUCACGAGCAGGUCAAGAUCAUUAGCGAUUUCCUGGCCUUCAUCGCCAACAAGAUGAUGCAGUGCGAGGUUUGGAGGGAUGUAUCCGACGCCGAGUUCGACAAUGCCCGCGAGGGUAUGGAGAAGCUGGUCAUGAACAGGCUCUACACGCAGACCUUCUCCCCGGCCAUUGCGCCCCCCAAGCCUAUCCCCGGGGCCAAACCAAAGAAAAGAGGGGGGGAUAUUCCCAUGGGGCCCGGCCGUCGCGGACAACACCAGGAAGACGUCGAGAGGGAUGACAUUCUCACACAGAAAAUCAACAUAUACGGAUGGGUCAAGGAGGACCACCUCGACAUUCCGCCCGUUGGCGAGAGCGGCCGCCGCUUUCUGAAACUAGCACAACAAGAGCUUUUAAAGAUCAAGUCAUACAGAGCGCCGCGGGACAAGAUAAUCUGUGUCCUCAACUGCUCCAAGGUCAUUUUUGGCCUGCUCAAGCACAACAAGUCGGACUCGUCGGCCGAUUCCUUCAUGCCCUUACUAAUCUAUGUCGUGCUGCAGUCCAAUCCCGAGCACUUGGUGUCUAAUGUUCAGUACAUUCUGAGGUUUCGGAACCAGGAGAAGCUCGGAGGCGAGGCGGGAUACUACCUGUCUUCUCUUAUGGGGGCAAUCCAGUUCAUCGAAAACAUGGACCGUUCGUCCCUGACCAUUUCCGACGACGAAUUUGAGAAGAAUGUCGAGGCUGCCGUCUCCGCCAUCGCAGAGCGGCAUCAGGCCAUCUCUCCCGUCAUCACGCAGCAAGCCACCUUCAACGAGAAGCACCCCCUGCAUCCGCCGGGGGAGUCUUUCAGCAGACCAUCAACUGAUAGUGCAGAGGGGGCGCCUCCUCGGCACUCAACAUCCUCAUACGACGGCGAAUCACGGGACGACGGGGCCGCUAUAUCGGGAAUCCUGCGGACAAUUCAGAAGCCCCUAUCAACGAUCGGCCGCAUCUUCUCUGACGAGGGCGGCUCAUCGUCGUCAACGCCAGGCAGCGCGCCUCGUUCACCUGCGCCCCCUGAGCCAUCUCAGCCCCAUGCGCGACAUCAUCGGGAAGAGGGCGGAGAGGAGGCCCGGCGACACGCGUCGGGCCGGCACGUGCUUUCGGCCGAGGAAGCGGCUGCCAGACAGGCCAGCGCCGAGGUCGCCGAGGCGCAGCGGCUACAGCGCGCUGAGCACGCCAAUGUCGUCGAGACGCUGUCGGGCAUGUUUCCGGAUCUGGACCGCGAGAUCAUUAGCGACGUGGUUUACCAGAAGGAGGGAAGGGUUGGCUUGGCCGUCGACGCUUGUCUUGCAUUAUCCACAUAGACGUCUCUCUCCCUCGGGGGGUCCGGACGGGAGGAGCCAUGGCCGUCAGCAGGUUUCUUCGACCGAUUUGAUUAGAUAGCAUUGCGUCAGGGGCGGAGGCCCCCUUUGCAGAUACCAAGCAGAUGCAGCAGCAUAUAGUCAGUCCAUACGGAAACUUUCUUGCACGUGCUUUCUCUCUCAUCAUAGCACUCUCAUGGUUGCCUUUGCUCCAAACGGGCUGCGGCGUGACUGUCGCUGUCCACGAGGUGUCUCAUGAGAAGAAGGAUCGCGCACGUCUUCGACCAAGCAGCAGUCUUGAAUACGUCUUGAAUACCUUCUUCUAAGUUUAAAUCCUGUUGCAGAAGACAUGGUCGCGCCAAACCGCCCCUGUCCCGCACUCCACAAAUAGGUUGCAAGCUCC